AUGGCACCUGCAGCACUCCUCGCCCCAGAGCCCCCCGUCGUUAUCGGGCCGGCCACCAGGAAGGCCACACGGCCUUCCAGCACGCUCCCGCAGUCCCUCAUUGACGGGGCUCGGAUCCCUCAGAAGGAUACCUUCGAUCCAAGCAAGCACCUCAACUUCCAACCCCCGAAGCGCAUCUACACUAUGGAGGAGAUCGGCCUGGAAGGGCAGGGCAUUUCUCCUCACGCCGGGUCGGAGCCUUUCUCUCUCUUCAACGAGGAGGCCAUUAGACAGAUGAGGGCAGAGAUCUUCAGCGACGAGGUCUUGGCGGACUGCCAGUACUCUUCGACCUUUAACAAGCACAUGGUCCGCGGCAUGGGCCCAGCCCGCGCCCCUUUCACCUACGACGCAUGGAACAACCCCGAAGUUCUCCGCCGCAUCUCCGAGGUGGCCGGCAUCGACCUCAUCCCUUCUGUUGACUUUGAGAUCGCCAACAUUAACAUCUCCGUCAACAGCAACCCCACCCAGGUUGUGCCGGAACAACAGGUCUCAUCCACCGAUGAGCUGCCCGCAGUUGCCUGGCAUUAUGACAGCUUCCCCUUUGUGUGUGUGACCAUGCUCUCCGACUGCACUGGCAUGGUUGGUGGUGAAACGGCCUUGCGCACACCUUCGGGCGACAUUAUGAAAGUCCGGGGCCCCGCAACGGGCACCGCGGUCGUUCUGCAGGGCCGGUAUAUCGAGCAUCAGGCGUUGAAGGCAUUGGGCGGCCGUGAGCGGAUUAGCAUGGUCACUUGCUUCCGCCCCAAGAAUCCCCUGGUCCGCGAUGAGACUGUUUUGGUCGGUGUGCGUGGCAUCAGUAACCUCUCGGAGCUCUACACUCAAUACACAGAGUACCGUCUUGAGCUGUUGGAGGAGCGUCUCCGCCUCAAGCAGAAGGAGGAGCGCCGCCGUGUUACGGCCAAGCGGCCAUUCGAUAUUGCUGAUAUCCGGCAGUUCUUGAAGGAACAGAAGGCCUUCCUGGAGUCGAUGCUGGAGGAGAUCAUUGAAAUCGAGUAA
Messenger RNA from Aspergillus bombycis, 1035 nucleotides. RefSeq lists its product as uncharacterized. NCBI's taxonomy places the organism in Eukaryota, Fungi, Ascomycota, Eurotiomycetes, Eurotiales, Aspergillaceae. The record is from RefSeq and is a predicted model, not a curated record. The transcript has 3 exons. The coding region runs from base 1 to 1035 and encodes 344 amino acids.